CGGAGAGGAGGAGAGUUAGCCUAAGAUAGCAUUUUGAUUCACGAGGCAGUCACACCCCUUUGGUUUGGAUUUUGCAUUCUUGAACAGGAGUGUAUGAUUGUGAAUGAGGCAGGUUGAGUCAUGGCUGUGGUGGUGGAUACUGGAACUGGGAUGAUCAAGGCUGGAUUUGCAGCGGAUCAAUAUCCCAGAGCGGUGUUUCCGUCUGUUGUGGGAAUGCAUCAGGAUGCUGUGCUCAGAGCAGACCUAAAUAACUACUGUGUUGGGAAAGAAGCCAGGGACAGGCCAGAUAUUUGGAUCUCCAAAUACCCAAUCAAACAUGGAAUUGUGACCAACUGGGAUGACAUGGAGAAGAUUUGGCAACACAUCUUUAACAAUGUGUUGAGAGUUGCUCCAGCAGAAUAUUCUGUUCUCUUCAUGGAGGCACCUCUGAACCCCAAAGCUAACAAAGAGAAGAUGGCCCAGAUGAUGUUUGAGAGUUUUGACACACCACAUGUCUUUGCUACUGUUCCUGGCUUACUCUCCAUUUAUGGAACAGGCCGCAUCAAAGGCGUUGUAUUGGACAGUGGGGAGGGUGUGACCUCUGCUGUGUCAGUCAAUGAUGGCUAUAUCAUACCUGAUAGCAUUCGACGCCUAAACUUUGCUGGCAGGGAGCUAAAUGACAACUUAAUGGAGAGGUUGAUUCAUCGUGGGUACCACUUCAGCACGGCUGCUGAGAGAUUGCUUGCUGAAAAUAUCAAAGAGAAGCUUUGCCAUGUGGCCCUUGAUUAUGACCAGGAGAUGACAGAGGCUACUACAUCUUCCACUCUGGACAAAAGCUAUGAACUUCCAGAUGGUCAAAUCCUCACCAUCAAUAAGGAGUGUUUCCAAUGUCCCGAAGCUGUAUUCCAACCUUCCUUUUUGGGAAUACCAUCCGCUGGCGUCCACGAGACUGUCAAUGACAGCAUCGAGGCAUGUGAAGAUUGUAUCAGGAGUGAUCUCUACACAAAUAUUAUUCUGGCUGGCGGAUCUACCAUGUUUCCAGGCAUUGCUGAUCGAAUUCAGAAAGAAAUCACAAUCUUGGCUCCAAAAACAAUGAAGGUUAAAGUCAUUACUUCAUCGGAAAGGAAGUAUUUAGGCUGGAUUGGUGGCUCAAUCUUGGCUUCUCUCUCUGCUUUCCAGGAAAUGUGUAUUACCAAGCAGGAGUAUGAUGAAUCAGGACCCUCUGUUAUCCAUCGCAAAUGCUUCUAA
Messenger RNA from Rhincodon typus (whale shark), 1227 nucleotides. RefSeq names its product actin, cytoskeletal 3-like. NCBI's taxonomy places the organism in Eukaryota, Metazoa, Chordata, Chondrichthyes, Orectolobiformes, Rhincodontidae. The record is from RefSeq and is a predicted model, not a curated record. The coding region runs from base 121 to 1227 and encodes 368 amino acids. The transcript has 3 exons.